AUGACUACUCCAGCGCACCAGGAGCCCAACGACCCUAGCACCGUCUCAGUUACGGCCUCUUCUCCAGCUCCUUCGCAUCAUGUCUUCAAUGAGCAGACUAAUUAUGUCCCAAAAAGGACAAUCAUCACCAUAUUCCUUGCCUGCUCAACCGUCGACCUCAUAGCCCUAAUGGACCAGACCACCCUAGCGGCCAGUUUGUCCAUCAUUGGCAACGCCUUGCACGCCAGUGACAAGGCCGCCUGGAUAUCAGGCGGGUAUUUUGUAACAUCAACCUGCUUCCAGCUCCUCUAUGGUCGUCUGUCGGAUAUCUGGUCUCGUAAAUCGGUCCUCUUCGUCGGACUGGCGAUCUUCUUCAUCGGCUCUCUCGCGUCGUCCCUAGCCCAAUCUGGAACCCAGCUCAUCGUCUUCCGCGCCUUCACUGGCGUGGGUGGCGGAGGCCUGAUGACGGUUGCGCAGAUGAUUGUAAGUGAUGUCGUGCCCCUUCGAGAACGAGGGAAAUACCAAGGGAUCCUUGGUGCGGUCGUCGCCAUUGCAAAUGGUAUUGGACCCGUCAUUGGCGGCGCGCUGUCUUCAGUCUCAGCCGACGGCUGGCGCUGGAUUUUCCGCCUGAAUCUCCCGCUCACAGCCAUCACGACUCUGUCCGUGUUCUUUUUCAUGCCUCUGCGCAAAGUCCAGGGUGAUUGGCGGGUCAAGCUCAAAGCGAUAGACUUUGUUGGCGGCGGGCUGGCGCUCGCCGGUACGGCGGUGCUACUGCUUGGCCUGACCUGGGGUGGUGGAGAGUAUCCGUGGCAAUCGUCGCAUGUCAUUGCAACCAUUGUCGUCGGUUUUGCCGUCUGCGUUCUUUUCAUGUUAUGGCAGUGGAAGGGCGCAGCGUACCCGCUCGUCCCAGUGCACAUCUUCAAAUCGGGUAUCGUGAACGGCGCCUGUCUGACCAUGUUCAUCAACGGGUGGAACUUCCUCGUGCAGGUGUACUACAUCCCGAGCUUUUACCAGCUGGUCUUUGGAUAUAGCGCUGUCAGGGCAGGCGCUAUGCUUCUGCCGAUUACUUUGAUGCAGACUGCAAGCAGCACCCUCUCGGGCCUCGUCGUCCACUGGAUCGGACGGUACAGGGAGUGCAUCCUCUUCGGAUGGAUGAUCUGGGCUGUGGGACUUGGUCUGUUUUCCACAUUAGAUGAGCACUCGGGCGUAGGAAAGCAGAUCGGGUAUGGGAUCUUGACGGGUGUGGGCGUUGGGAAUACUUUGCAGCCGGCCCUUAUAGCCAUUCAAGCCGGUGUCGAGAGACGCGAUAUGGCUGUCGUUACCUCUUUCAGAAACUUCGUCCGAAAUCUGGGGGGAACACUCGGUCUCGCAAUAGCCCAGACAAUCAUAAACAACCUCAUCCUAAGCUCCCUAUCGCCAGUCCAUCUCUCUCCUUCCGAGCAGAAGUCCUUCCUCGCAAGCCCAACUGCCUAUAUAUCUACUCUUCCCGAGACCGAAGCCACACAUAUUCGGAGUCUCCUGAUACCAGCCUACAAACGCGGCUUCCGGAUCAUUUUCAUUAUUGGGGCUGCGCUUGCGGCGUUGGCAUUUGGUAUCGCGUUCGCGCUUAUGAGGCAGGUUGGAUUGGAGAAGGGAGAUGAUGAGAAGCUUAAGGAGGAGGGGAGAAGAAGGGUGGAAUUGGAAAAGGGGAUGAAGGGGGAUGCGGAAAAGGAGGGUGGAGAUGUUCACGUUGAUAGCAAUGACGAGGGGAGGCGCGAGUAG
This is a messenger RNA of Aspergillus nidulans FGSC A4, 1740 nucleotides long. Its product is annotated as putative MFS drug transporter. Gene Ontology annotation, molecular function: transmembrane transporter activity. NCBI's taxonomy places the organism in Eukaryota, Fungi, Ascomycota, Eurotiomycetes, Eurotiales, Aspergillaceae. Gene Ontology annotation, biological process: transmembrane transport. The record is from RefSeq and is a predicted model, not a curated record. Gene Ontology annotation, cellular component: endomembrane system. Bases 1 to 1740 code for a protein of 579 amino acids. The transcript is spliced from 6 exons.